Molecule: messenger RNA, 942 nt
Organism: Lycium ferocissimum
Lineage: Eukaryota; Viridiplantae; Streptophyta; Magnoliopsida; Solanales; Solanaceae
Exons: 2
Coding region: 121-759 (212 amino acids)
Source: RefSeq, a predicted model, not a curated record
CUACCUACCCAUUUGCCUGCAAUGAUUUAAUUUUUGCCAAUUCACAUUACUCAAGAACAAAUAUUUGUCCACUAAAAUAGGAGACUGUGAUCUUGCCUGAGAAUCUCAAGUUGACUAAAAAUGUUGUCAUCUACAUUGAAACCUAUUGUUGGUUCACUUCCCACAUUACCUGAACCCAGUGGCUCACAACCAAAAUCAGCACUUUCACUACCAAUCUUGAAGUUUAACAAAACUCUUCAGUUGACAGGCAAUGGAAAGGAGUUACCUCUGCAGGACACCACCGCAGCUGCUGUUUCAAGAAGAGGAUUGAUAGGCUUGGCAGCUACAACUUUAGGUGGACUUUCCCUUUUUGCUGCAGCGCCUGCAGAGGCACUUGAAGUAGCUGAUAUCGGGAGUUCAAUCAAGGAGCUGUUUGGAUUUCCCAAGGCCAAGCCAAAAACUGGAGCUGACAAUGAAAAGAAUCCGAAAGUUGAAAAUGAUAAGAAACCAAAGAUGGAAGAUAAAGGGAAACCAAAGAGUGACAACGAUGUAAAGAAGCCAAAAGUAGAAGACAACGGGAAGAAACCAAAGAGUGAAACUGAUGAUAAGAAGCCAAAAGUGGAAAGCCAUGGAAACAAACCAAAGGUUGAAGAUGAAAAGAAGCCAAAAAAUGGAGACGAUAAGAAGGCAUCAACCCCUCAUCAUUCAGAGAAGGAAAAAGUGUUAGCUCCUUCUGCUGCGCCAACCCUUCCCAACAUUUUGAAUAACAAAGCUCCCUAACUUCUCAUUUAGAAAUGUUGUUGUGCGCAGAUACGUUUUCAGAAACUGGACAGACUUUUCUAAUGCUACAAUUUAUUGUUGCUAAACUCAUGUCUAAAUGAUACCUUAGACAAGGCAUGUACGGGCCUUUGAGUUCCAUGUCAAGACUAUUGAAGUGUUUUCAGUUAAAAGAUUUUCAUUUUA